Messenger RNA from Blepharisma stoltei, 1239 nucleotides. The record is from the annotation of a GenBank genome assembly. NCBI's taxonomy places the organism in Eukaryota, Ciliophora, Heterotrichea, Heterotrichida, Blepharismidae.
AUGGCAGACUUCAAUACUCUUGGGUUGCAAUUUGCACAAUUUUAUUACAACGGUUUCCAAUCAAACAGAGAAAGCUUAACUCACCUCCAUCCUUGAUCGAAUAGCGAAGUUGAAAUUUUUUUUAAAAUUGAAUCCUCGAUAGUUAAAUAAUUAAUAUGGUGGUGGAUAUUAAAUAUGUCCUUACCUACGGCACAUCACUGUCGGCGCCAAAAUAGCUUUAUAGCUUAAAUCAAGGCUCAGAUCCUUUGAUUCUAACCCUAGCACACCAUAUUGAGUGGGUGGCUUUAGGGAGUCAGCUAGUGGGCAUUCCAGUCCAAGUUUUAGUUAUCCCGAUGGUUUCUGGGCUACUGGUUCUUUUCCCUACCGGUUUCAGAGGGCCGUGGGUUUUUUUUUCUGAGUGUCACCCUUCCUUAAGAUGGCCAAGAGGGGGGUUUUGGGCUAACCUUUACUUCCAUAGCACCUCAGGCGCACAACACUAAGGGUCUUUAAUGCACAUCGAGAAUUAAGAAGAUUAGUGCAGGCCCUAGCUUCUGAUAAAACCACUGCUGUCAGGGUUCAGGAAACCACUGCUGCUCCUUGCAGGCAGGGAUCCGGUAUUCGAAAGCGUGCGGAGGCAUCAAACCUGUAAGACUUAAAGACACUAAACUUAACUUAACUCGAUAGUCAAACGAAACAAAUUCCCUUCUCACUUCAAAUUUAUUACCUAUCUUUGAUAGUAAUGAAUCUUAGAUAUUAUAUCACAUAUUAGCUCCAAACAAUAAUAUUUUUAGUAUAUAUACCAAUAUAUUGAAUAUUCUAUCUUUUGUGAUAAUGUAUAAAAUAUUUAUAUGGGAAAAAAAUUUAUAUAAAAUUUUUUAAAUUAAUAAGAAUUUAUUUAUAAUUUUUUUUCUAAAAACAUUUUAGCAACGAUUGAUGAUAAAUAUUUGUUCGAUUAAGAAUUGGGAGGUAAGAGUUUUAUUCAAUGCAGACUCAAUGCUUACUUUCGAGUCAGAUCACUUUAAAGGAGCAGAUGCUAUUAUGGUAAAAUUCCAUUCACUUACUGCCCAAAGCAUUGUUCAUCACAUCCUGACUUUAGAUGUACAGCCUUCUACAACCCAAGGUAGCAUGAUUAUUCUUGUCACUGGACAGCUACAAAUGGAUCAAGACGCCCCACUUAAAUUCUCGCAAGUUUUCCAUUUGAUUCCAGCUGCAGGGUCAUAUGUGUGCACAAAUAAUCUUUUCAGACUUAACCUCGGGUAA